ACAUCGCGUCUGGUAUAAAAUCUGCCCAUCGGCUCCGCCCAAACCUUCGACUAUCCGCCGUUCUUCCGUAUCCAAUCCCAGAAAUGGCUCCGAAGCAGCCGAACAGUGGGCUAUUCGUGGGGCUGAACAAAGGUCAUGUGGUGACCAAGAAGGAACUCGCUCCGCGCCCAUCCGACAGAAAAGGAAAAACGAGCAAAAGGGUACAUUUCGUAAGGAACCUUAUCAGAGAGGUUGCUGGAUUUGCUCCCUAUGAAAAGAGGAUAUCUGAGCUUCUGAAAGUUGGCAAGGAUAAGCGUGCUCUUAAGGUUGCCAAGAGGAAGCUCGGCACUCACAAGAGGGCCAAGAGAAAGAGAGAGGAGAUGUCAAAAGUUCUCCGCAAAAUGAGGGCUGGUGGAGGUGGUGAAAAGAAGUGAUCUCUGAUAUAAGGAUCAUUUUUUUUCUUCAAGAAUUUGCCAUUGUAUUCUGUUCUUGAGUUUUAUGUUGACUUCAGAAGCUUUCUUUUUUGAUAAAUAUUACCAUGCGAGUACUUGUAUUAGUGUGGUUUUGAACACCUUCAUGCAUUUUUGGCAUUGUUACUCUUCAAAUCUAUUUUCGUGGCAAAUGACUAAAAUUGAAUUAGAAGCCUUCACUGGGAACAAUGUUUUCAAAUAAUGUUUUUGAGUAGAU
This is a messenger RNA of Cuscuta campestris, 666 nucleotides long. The record is from the annotation of a GenBank genome assembly. Lineage: Eukaryota; Viridiplantae; Streptophyta; Magnoliopsida; Solanales; Convolvulaceae.